AAUUACGAUCCUCUAAUAGUCUUUCGCAGGUGUUGCAUGAUGAUCUUUUGAAAAUGAUCUUUCUUUAUUUCUAUUUAGAAUAUUUCUCCUCUAUACGAACUCGAUAUUGAAUACAGGUAGAAGCAACGACUUCAAUUGAUUUUAGUUUCCAAGCAACGAAAAUCAUUGAUCCAUGAUCUCUAGCCGUAUAGUUCGAUUCGUUCAUACAAACAGUUUGCUAUGGCAAACCUCAAAUAAGUCGCUUCUAGCAAAACUAAGGAAGAAAACUGGAUAUACUUUUGCAAAUUGCAAAAAGGCAUUAGAAUUAAAUUCCAAUGAUAUUGCAAAGGCAGAAGUAUGGCUGAAAGAGCAAGCUCAGCAGCACGGAUGGAUUCAAGCAGCAAAACUCCAAGGUAGAUGUACUACUCAAGGUCUGAUCGCAGUGAUCGUAGAAAAAAAUUACGGUGCACUCGUAGAAAUAAACUGUGAAACAGAUUUUGUUGCGAGAAACAAAAAGUUUCAUGGUCUAGCAGAAAUUGUACUGGCAGCAACAUUGUGCCAUGCAAGGACAUUGAAUAGUAAUAACGAAGUCGAGAGAUUUUCAUUGGACACGGAUACUUUAAAAGCAUUACCUGCGAACGAUGGAAAGACUUUAGCCGAUCAUUCUGCCUUGACUAUAGGUACUAUCGGUGAAAAUAUAACUUUAAGGCGAGCUUUAUGUAUGCGAGUACAGGGUGAUGCAGUAGUAUUCGGAGGUACGCAUCCAGCUCCUAUGAAUCCUAUUCCUGUAUCUUUUGGAAGAUACGGAGCAUUAAUAGCCGUCAAAGGUAAAGAGGAUAAAAUGAUACUUGGAACUCAACUUUGUCAACACAUCAUUGGUAUGAAUCCAAUCAAAGUAGGAAAUAAUACAGUGGAUCAGCCAAACAUCGAUAUGGAUAAUGAAAUCUGUUUAAUAUAUCAGGAAUUUCUAUUGGAUCCUAGUCUUUCGGUACAACAAGUUCUAAGGGAUGCACAAGUAGAAGUCUUAGAUUUUGCAAGAUUCGAAAUAGGCGAAAAACUAAAUGGAAAUAAGUUGUUAGAUUCUGUCGAAGUUUGUGGUUAAUAUUAAAAUCGAAUGAUAAAAAGUAAA
Molecule: messenger RNA, 1108 nt
Organism: Vespa mandarinia (Asian giant hornet)
Lineage: Eukaryota; Metazoa; Arthropoda; Insecta; Hymenoptera; Vespidae
Gene: mEFTs
Product: elongation factor Ts, mitochondrial
Biological process (GO): mitochondrial translational elongation
Molecular function (GO): protein binding; translation elongation factor activity
Source: RefSeq, a predicted model, not a curated record